AUGGGAAACGGGAAUCUUCAGCAGAUGAUUGUGGAUUCCAUUGGUUGGCUGCCGGACGAGCAGCUUUGCCAGUCCAUUGCACGAAACGUUGCUCUGGACGUCCCAAGGGCGAAAACCGCACUGAAGAAAUUGCGGAUCAUCGAGAAAGGGAUUGGAACGAUGCUCAUCAAUGCAGCGGAUACCGGGAGUUUGACCAGCCUGGAACCCCUGGACAUCAAUCCACUGCGAUUGGUGACACUGGAUUGCCUUAAAUCGAGCAGAUGGCCCGACCCCCUUGGGUGUGGCCCCUCAGUGGCCAUUGCCUGGGGAUUGAUGAGGAUGAAUGCCCAGGGUGGAAGGACAUUGGGUCAGGUCACAAAUUUCUCUCCGGAUUGGCUGUGGCAUGCCAACCAAGCCUUCCUGCCAUUGAGUCUUCGCACGAUGCUCAUCAGCCACUGGCGGAUUGUGCAUGUGAACCCGGUUCCGACGAUCCCGGAUUCAUUGGUCUCCUUUCCUUGCUUCAUCGCAUUGCCGAACACAGUUGCUAUGCGAUUGGUCGAGACAGGCAGGCUAUUGGUCAGCGAUUUUCCGUGCCAACAGGCAAAUUCUUUCCUUUCAGUGGCACACAGCCUUUCGAAGCUCCUGAUGUGGAUUGAUCAGAUCCCAAGCAUCAAGGCAUUGCGAGAUGAGAACUUGAUGAUCGUUGGCGUGAACCACGCAGUGGGAAGAUUGCCAGUUGUGUUGAAGAACGCUGAAGAAGUGAGCACAUUGGUGGUCUUGGACACGCAGACCACAUUGCGUGAGCUGACUGAUGGUCUCCAUUGGGACAUGGUGCAUUCUGGACAGCAUUCCAUCCACCGGCACAUUGCGUUGCCGUCGAAGCUCAGCUUCCUAUUGGGAGCAGGUCGCACAGCAGGACCCGGAGCCUCAUUGCAGAGCACAUUGGCAAGCCAGCGGAAUGCUUUGAGUCGGAACAGCAUUGGCAGCUCGGAAGUGACGAUCAUCGACGAUGCUGGAAGCCGAUUGCGAAUCACCACGACGAUCAACAAGAUCGAUUGA
Molecule: messenger RNA, 1038 nt
Organism: Symbiodinium natans
Lineage: Eukaryota; Dinophyceae; Suessiales; Symbiodiniaceae
Source: the annotation of a GenBank genome assembly